Eriocheir sinensis (Chinese mitten crab) is the source of this 1060-nucleotide messenger RNA. Its product is annotated as WSCD family member AGAP003962-like. The coding region runs from base 5 to 916 and encodes 303 amino acids. The transcript has 8 exons. Lineage: Eukaryota; Metazoa; Arthropoda; Malacostraca; Decapoda; Varunidae. The record is from RefSeq and is a predicted model, not a curated record. Gene Ontology annotation, molecular function: sulfotransferase activity.
AGGGAUGAAGAAGAGGCAGAGCGUGCGGGCGGUGGUGGUGGUGUUGGUGCCGAUGGCGGUGCUGAUGGUGGUGAUGAUGGUGGUGAUAUCUCCACCUCCAUUGCCUUCCAUUGUGGCGCGCCUUGAUGCUCUGUCCUCCGCGGCGCCGGUGGUGAGUGGCGGUGUGGUGAAGCUGUGGCCCGGGGAUGACAACUGCUCCUGGGCUGAGGUGCGCUUCGGCGAGGGUCUGGCCGGCUCGUGGCUCCUGUCCUUCCCUCGCUCCGGCAACACCUGGACGCGCUACCUCCUGCAGGCCGCGACGGGGCUGUUCACUUCCUCCGUCUACAACUCCUACAGGCUGCGUGGGCUUGGGUUCCUUGGGGAGGGCGUGGCUGUCUGGCGCGGCUCCACACUCACCACCAAGACGCACUCCCUGCUGCCCCUGUCCCGCCACCCCCACUACCCCGUCGUGGCCAUCGUCAGGAGCCCCGCCAAAGCCAUCCUGUCCUACUGGCACUACACGCGAAGCCGCUGGGCCCCAGACAGGUUCAGUGCCUCCGAUAAUCAGGCCACUUACAGCACGCGAGGGUUCCACAGGUUCGUGCGGGACAAGCUUGCUAAAUGGCGCAGGACCUACAUGUUUGCCCUCACCAAUGCCACACGCCUCCACCUCCUCCACUACGAGCUGCUGAGGGAGGCGCCGCUGCUGCACCUUCAGGAACUGCUAACCUUUCUCGGGCACGCCACUCCCUCGCCGCGCCGUCAGGCCUGCCUUGAGCGCCAUCUGGAGGGCGUGGCUCGCGGCGCUCAGAGGCCAGAUCUGCCGUACACCUCUCGAGAGAUGAAGGCGCUGCAGGCGGCGGUGAAGGCGGUGGACAGGCUGGCUCGGCGGCGGGGACUUCGCGGCCUUCCAGACUACAGCCGCUACCACAACUAAGGGCUGCAGGAAGACUCGAGUGUCGGGGCUCAGCAAGGCGAGACACCGCUCCCCCUGCGUCACCGCCCCCUCCUGCGUCAGCCCCCAACGCUGCGUCAACGCCUCGCUUGACGCACACUCCCGCACCGUCACCACCGUCCCCAU